This is a messenger RNA of Thamnophis sirtalis, 2650 nucleotides long. NCBI's taxonomy places the organism in Eukaryota, Metazoa, Chordata, Lepidosauria, Squamata, Natricidae. The record is from RefSeq and is a predicted model, not a curated record.
CAAAUUUAGCUUUCAAGAGGAGGAGCUCGGGGUCGGCACUUACUUCACCAGGCGAGAGGAAGCGGGGACAAUAUUGCAGGCAUCACCGCCGCUGCUUAGGAGCAAGCGAGGGAAAGCGAAGCAGCUCCCGCGAAACGGAUCGCCAUGCCCAAAAUUACCUUUACCGAGGCGAGGGAGAUUGGAGAGCAGUUUUUACAGUUCCUGGCGGAAUCUGGCAACCAGAAAUUGAGCAGCAAGAUUGCCUUGAAGGCGCUGUACAACCAGGAGUUCCGAUAUCGAGAUAAUAUAAAAAGACCCAACUUCUCCAGUGUGCUGUAUGUGCUGGUGAAGUCAAACCGUGCUUUUAGCCGUGGGGAUUAUGUGCAAUUUCGUCAGGGGAAGAAGAAGCUAAAACUUAUUGAUCAAUAUUGGAAACCAAACACUGAUACUGGAGCUGAAGACCAUUCUACCCCAGAUGACAACACAUUCAAUAAUCCACUUCCUCCCGGAGCACGUGUUAAGCGCAGAUCAAAAUUUGUGUCUGAUAAGAAUGACGUGAAAAUUAUUUCAAAGUAUGAUGAGCCAAAUGGUAAAAUCCGAUUCAACAUUUCUCCGGAGCAGAGUUUGACUAUUAAAAUUGAGGUUAAGAACUAUGGAACAAAUGAAAUUAUCCUGGAAAGGUAUAGACUGAUGAAACGUUGUGAAUUCACUUUUUUAGUUUCUGAAGAACCUUUGCCUGUGAAACUGCCAUCAGGGUCCAUCUAUGUAAUCCCAAUAACGUGUGCGGUACCGGACUAUGGCUUCUUCCAUGUUACCAUGCAGUUUGAUUUCACCAGUGAACAGACUGGGAAUUUCCACAUUGGACGUUUUGUGCAGGCUGUUGCCAAUACCGAGUUAGCAAAACAACUUGGUCCCUCAGAACCUUAUCAGCCUUAUCAAGCCAAACUGCACAAACCACAGUUCAGAUCUAUAGAAGAUGGCGUUCCACCAGACAACAAUUUGUCCAUUGAAUUGCAGCAGAAACGUUUAGAUGUGUACAAAUACCCAAGCGAUCUGAAGGAUUUGAUUGAAUGCUUGAAUGAAGGCCAUACUCCUAAUGAUGGCACCAGUGACAAGAUUGCUCAUCUCAAGAGCAGUCUGGAAGCCCCCUUGCAAUUUGACAAUUAUUCUGAGAAGUUUUGUCUGCUUCUUCACUUGGAAGAGAUCCAAAUGGAGGUGGACAUCCAUCGAUAUGAUAUGCAAAAUGUUAGCAUGUUUAGAGACAAAUACAAUAAGAAACUCCUGGUUCUGAAGGCACCUGGUGUGGCAGAGAACCGGCCUUCCGUGUUGAAAGGUGACCAUCUGUUUGUGAGCUUGGUUGAAGGGCUACCAAAAUACAAAACUCCCUUCUAUAAAGGUUACGUCCAUGGUGUGGAAUUGGAUCAAGUCAGACUGGGGUUUUCUGAAAAAUUACUAAAUAAAUUUGUCGAUAACAUGAAGUUUGAUGUGGAAUUUACUUUCAAUCGUCUGCCCUUGCGCCUUCAGCAUCGGGCUGUUACACUUGUCCAGAAGAAGAAACUGUCCCAUCUGAUCUUCCCAUACUUCUCUUACAAGGAAUCCCUCCUGCCUACUCAUCAGGAACUCUGCCUAUAUAAUUCUGAUCUGAACAAGAAUGAGGAACAGAAGGAAGCUGUCCGUCAAGUAGUGGCAGGGACUUCCAGACCAGCCCCAUAUCUUAUAUUUGGGCCUCCCGGUACUGGCAAGACGGUCACUAUGGUGGAGGCCAUUAAGCAGUUUCAGGUAUUCUUGCCAUGAUGGACCCAAAGACAAAUGUCAAUGGAGGUCAGCUGGUUUUGGCUGGGGAUCCCAGGCAACUGGGACCAAUUUUGAGAUCUCCUCUGGCACUUCAACAUGGCUUGGGACUUUCGUUGCUGGAGCGGCUGAUGUACUACAACCCAUUAUACCAAAAGACAAAUGACAAAUAUAACCCACAAUUUGUCACUAUGCUGCUGCGCAAUUACAGGUCUCAUAAAGCCAUCCUCAAAUACCCCAAUGAAAAAUUCUAUGAUGAAAAGCUCCUGGUAUGUGGUGAACCCGCAAUUAUUGAUUCCUUCUGCAAUUGGAGUGAACUGCCCAAGCAGAAAUUUCCUAUCAUCUUCCAUGGGGUCUGUGGGGAAGACCAGCAAGAAGCGAGGAGCCCUUCAUUUUUCAAUACUGCUGAGAUUAGUGUGUUGAUGUAUUAUCUCAAGAAACUUCUUCUGGAAAAUCAGGGCAAAAAAGGACAAACCAAAAUUCCUCCCAAAGAGAUUGGUGUCAUCUCUCCAUACAGAAAGCAGGUAGAGAAGAUAAGAAAGGCCAUCAAUUUAGAAUUGAAAUCCCUGAUGGGGAUCCAGGAUCUAAAGGUGGGCUCUGUGGAGGAAUUCCAGGGUCAGGAGCGGCGUGUGGUGCUCAUUUCAACAGUACGCAGCAGCAGCAAUUACUUUGGAAUAGAUGAAGAGUUCAACCUUGGUUUCCUCAAUAAUCCCAAGCGCCUGAAUGUGUCUCUUACAAGAGCUAAGGCACUGUUGAUCGUUGUAGGCAACCCAACUACACUAAGCACGGAUCCACACUGGAAGGGGUAAGUGUUGGCCUCCUGAAUCCUAAUUAUUUUUUCUCCUGCAGUGAAUUAGAGGAACAACUGAAUAAGCAGCGC